Molecule: messenger RNA, 550 nt
Organism: Achroia grisella
Lineage: Eukaryota; Metazoa; Arthropoda; Insecta; Lepidoptera; Pyralidae
Product: cyclin-dependent kinases regulatory subunit-like
Exons: 4
Coding region: 153-434 (93 amino acids)
Biological process (GO): regulation of mitotic cell cycle
Cellular component (GO): SCF ubiquitin ligase complex; cyclin-dependent protein kinase holoenzyme complex
Molecular function (GO): protein kinase binding; ubiquitin binding; histone binding
Source: RefSeq, a predicted model, not a curated record
GUUCCUACAAAUCGCGGAUUUUCGUUUUCUGUCCUGUCAAACGUUCGAAUUUUUCAUUGCAUUUUCAUUUAUUAUUUUAUCGUUCGCGAAUAUUUCUUGUACUGUUGUACAAUUAUAAAAAGACUGUGAUAACGAAAUUUAUUAUAGGAAAAAUGCCUAUCGACCAAAUACAGUACUCUGAGAGAUACACUGAUGACGUUUACGAAUAUAGACAUGUCCUCCUUCCACCUGAUGUAGAAUCUAAAGUCCCCAAGUCUCAUCUCAUGACGGAAACUGAAUGGAGAAAUCUCGGUGUACAACAGAGUCCUGGCUGGCUGCACUUCUUGAUGAUCCUUCCUUCUACACAUGUGCUCCUCUUCAGGAGACCAAGAACAGAUAUUCCAGCACCCGUUAACGGACUGGAUAGUAAUACAAACUCGGCUGUUCAAGUAUGAUUGCGUCCACGUAAUGUUAUAUUUCAAAUGAUAACAUGUUGAAGACCUGGAUUGGAAAUCUAUUACUCAUAAAGGGCAUUUUUUUUUAUUAUUAUUAUAUACAUAUAUGUGUGCUA